Messenger RNA from Ficedula albicollis (Collared flycatcher), 2124 nucleotides. It is a transcript of the gene PIGY, whose product is annotated as phosphatidylinositol glycan anchor biosynthesis class Y. The transcript has a single exon. The coding region runs from base 90 to 320 and encodes 76 amino acids. The record is from RefSeq and is a predicted model, not a curated record. Lineage: Eukaryota; Metazoa; Chordata; Aves; Passeriformes; Muscicapidae.
CGAGGCCGCCAGGAUGACGCGCCAGAAGGCGCCGGCCGAGGGCUCGGAGCGGCCCUGAGGAGCCGCCGGGCACGGCGGGGACCGGCCCGAUGGCCGGAGCGGGGCUGCUGCCCUCCCUGCCCACGCUGACUGUGCUCGUUCCCCUCCUGUCCCUGGCAGGCCUCUUCUACUCGGCCAGCGUCGACGAGAGCUUCCCCCAGGGCUGCACCAGCACGACCAGCCUGUGUUUCUACAGCCUCCUCCUUCCUGUUACAGUGCCAGUUUAUGUGUUCUUUCACCUGUGGACCUGGAUGGGGAUUAAGCUUUUUAGGCACAACUAGUGUGAUGCCUUUGCUAACCCCUGGGCUUCUCUAAAUCAACAUAAUUUGUUUAAUCUCAUUAACAUCUCAAGUAUUGCAGUUCAUUUGAGAGAGUUUCCUUCUGGCACUAGUGACUGGCUUCAUUUUCCUGGUAGGAUCUGGAACUCUAUGAAGCAGCAGCCCAUUGUUAACUACUGCUAAUGCAGAUGAAGAGUAAGAGUAAUAAGAAGCACUAAUUCCCUCUGUUUUAUCCCUUCAAGAGUGCUGUGCAUUUGUAGUGGCACUAGUUAAAAGUUUAGUUUUCAUGAGGAAAAACUGUACCCUGACUGAAUAAACAAAAUUAAAACUAAAACAUGCAAUGAUAUGAACCUCUCUUUGAGAGCUCUGGGGGUUUUUUAACCAGAUGUGUGUAUUGAAAUAUGUUGGUCUCAGUGUCAGAAGAGCAAAAAUUAAAUCAGGCUGGUGUUUACUAACAAAACUCGAGUCAAAUGAAGACAUUUCUUUCUUGGCUGAUACCCAAUGUAUGUCCAGUACCUGCAGAUCUUUUCUUUCUAGGGCCACGAUGAAAGUGCCAUGUGCCAAGUAUUGUCUGAAAAACUUUCUAAUAGGACACAGCUAUGAAGGGGGCAGGCCAGUGCUACAAUGAAGGUUUCUUUUUUAUGUUUUUCUUUUGGGUAGCUUGUAUCUGCAACACAAAACACAUUCAUGUCCUUUAACUACUGAAAAAAUGCAGAAAUCAAGCACCAAGUUGUAAAUGCUGCACCAGGCUGUAAAUGCUGUGGGAUACUAAGAGUGCAGUUCUAUUUUUCAGGCUGCUGCUGGGUAAAUAAUAUUGGGAUGCACAGUGUGAAAGGCAGUGCUCACAAGAGGUGUGCCCAAAGGCUGACUUGAGCUAAGGGCAGCUGUUUGUCAGUGCUUGUGCAGUCACUGGAGACUCGAGAUCCAGAGGACAGUACAGAGCACACCCUCACUGCCUCUGUAAAUAAAUGCCUCUCUCAGCUGGUGCAGUGAGGAAGCAGGAAGGCAAGGUAGCUCUGGGAGCCACUGUGAAUCUUCUCCUAAGUAAAUGGGAAAGAAAAGCUUUGGCAGCUCUGGUUGGCAAGAAAGCUCACUUGGAAAGCACCAGAACUGGGUUACAGGGCACCAAGGUCCGUGGUUCCUGUGGCACAGGCGUGGUGCCAGACUUUGUGUUGGUGACAGGUGGGGCACGUGGUCCCUGAGCUGAACUCUGCUCUGGGCAGGUGGCCUGUUCCAUGUCAGCCAGCUGAUGGCUUUUGCAGGGCAGGGCAAGGCAACAUCACAAUUCCUGCGGGAAACGCAACUGCCACAAUGUUUGAAUCGGUGAGGAAGGCACAGGUUAAAGGUACGUGGAGACAGCAGCAUUGUAAUCAGAUGCUCGUCUCUCUGGCCAGCACUAUCCUUCCUUUCCCUUCAGAGAGCAUCUCCAUGAGAGAAGUGUCAUUGUGUGGUUGUGUUGCUUGCUGACCCCUCAGGCUGGUUCCCCAGACACUGAGGUUUUAAUGUAUUAGUAUAAAGUCUCAAAAGUCAGUCUAGCAGCAAUAGUACUGGACUUUGACAACUGAGCAAAUUCUAUUCCAUUACCCAAAGCAACCUCACAGUAAAUAGCACUGCCACUUGCCUUUGACUUACACCAAGGAAGCUGCCUGGAAUAAGGAUGUAAAAUACUGCCUUCCAGAUUUACUCUACACUAUCUGUGGUAUAAUAAUUUGAUGAGCAGUUAUUUUGUUGUAUCCUCAGAGGAUACUGAAACCCUUCUAACAAUAUCCAGUAACACUGAAAAUCAAGGAACACUGCAGCAAGAUAC